Molecule: messenger RNA, 1611 nt
Organism: Zonotrichia leucophrys gambelii
Lineage: Eukaryota; Metazoa; Chordata; Aves; Passeriformes; Passerellidae
Gene: ENPP7
Product: ectonucleotide pyrophosphatase/phosphodiesterase 7
Exons: 4
Coding region: 1-1611 (536 amino acids)
Source: RefSeq, a predicted model, not a curated record
AUGAAGAUGCUCCUGUCCCUGGGGCUGCUCUUUGCUGCCCUGUCCCUGGGGAGCUGCAUGCCCCUGCAGCAAACUGCGUCCAACCGCAGCAAGCUGCUCCUGGUGUCCUUCGAUGGCUUCCGCUGGAACUACGACCAGGACGUGGACACCCCCAACCUGGACGCCAUGGCUGCAGAGGGGGUGAAGGCCAAGUACAUGACCCCUGCCUUCGUCACCCUCACCAGCCCCUGCCACUUCACGCUGCUGACCGGGCGGUACCUGGAGAACCACGGCGUGAUCCACAACAUGUGGUUCGACACCAAAACUGGCGUGAGACUGCCCUACUACACCACACAAGGCAUAAGCAGCUGGUGGGACAACGGCAGCCUGCCCAUCUGGAUCACUGCCCAGAGACAGGGUUUGAAGACAGGCUCCAUCCACUUCCCUGGAACCAAGGCGAAAUACCAAAAGGAAGAAGUGUACAAGAAGUUGGUGGAACCUGCGUUGUUCAACUACAGCAACGAGACCAACUGGAGGCAGAGCAUCGACACCGUCAUGGAGUGGUUCACAGUGGACAACCUGGACUUCAUCACGCUCUACUUUGGGGAGCCAGACUCCUCAGGACACAAGUAUGGCCCUGAAUCCACACAGAGGAAAAACAUGAUCAAGCAGGUGGACAGAACUGUGGGUUACUUGAGGCAGCGCAUCCGGGAGAGCGGCCUGGAGUCCAACCUGAACCUCAUCAUCACGUCCGACCACGGCAUGGAGACCGUGGUGAAAACCGACGAGAUCUACCUCCGCAAGGUCACCAACUUCACCUUCAGGGACCUCGACUUCGAGCUCCUCGAUUAUGGACCAAGUGGGCUGCUGGUGCCCAAGGAAGGGAAACUGGAGCAAGUGUACUCAGCCCUGAAAAACGCCCACCCGAAGCUGCACGUUUACAAGAAGGAAGAGUUUCCCAAGAGGUUCCACUACGCCAACCACUCCCGGAUCACCCCACUUGUGCUGUACAGCGACCCAGGCUAUGUGAUCCACGGGAGGUACAAGGUGCAGUUCAACAAAGGAGAGCACGGCUUUGACAACGAGGCAAUGAACAUGAAAACCAUCUUCCGUGCCGUGGGGCCGGCCUUCAAGAAGGGGCUGGAGGUGGAGCCCUUCGAAAGCGUCAAUGUCUACGCCCUCCUCUGCGAGCUGCUGGGCAUCACCCCCGAGCCCCAUGACGGCUCCCUGGAGGCCACCAAGCCCAUGCUGAGGGAACCCACGGACGGUGACGGUGGCAACGGCAACGGCAAUGGCAAUGGCAAUGGUGAUGGCAACGACAAUGGCAAUGGCGACGGCAAUGGCAAUAACAAUGGCAGCAAUGGUGAGCAGCGGGUGUCAUGGGGGGCACUGGGAGGGCAGCAGGCACCGGCAGUGACAGUGGGCACCGGGAACAGCAACAGGAACCAGAAGUGGCAAUGGGCACCGGGGGGCGGCAAUGGGCACCGAGAGCGGCACCGGGAGCAGCACCGGGCACCGGGCGCGCUCCGCUCCGCCGGGAUUCCCGCGGGAACAGCGACACCUGGCGGCCGCCGCCACCCCCAGCGGCUCCGGGGCACCGGGCCGUGUCCCCCCAUCCCCGCCGCUCGGUAA